ACAGGACGGACGACCCGCCUCCAUCCCACCGCAGAACAGCCAAUGAGGCUGCAGAGCGGGGACGAGCCUUCAGAGGCAGCCUCUUAUUUCCCACUACAGUAACCCUGUAACACACACACUGGCAGUCAUGUGACAGUCAUAUAGUACAACUCAGGCAGAGCUCAGUCAGUCCAGUGUGAACGCUGCUGUUGCUGCAUGGCGAGCCCCAAGGGCAAAACCUGCGCUGGCAAAAAACUGCCCCAUCGGAUUUAACGGAUAAAACACAAACCUCCUCGCGUCCUUUGCUCUGGGAUUGUAAUUGCUGUGACUGGAGACAAACGGUGUCCUGGCUGGAGACCUUGGAUUGUAAGAGUGUUUUCCUGACGCUCAUUUUUUCCACCCUGAGAGAACACAGCAGGUGUUACUCUAUCUUAACCACAUGGGAAGUUUGGCCCCAUUGACCUUGGUUUGUUUGGCCUAACUUUCCCAGCAGCACAAGGAAAAGUUCUCUAACAAAUCAUUCUAAACACAGACUGCGAGUCCAACAAGAGACAGCAGUUUGGCACUCUCCAGGGAUGGUGGAUAACUCCCCGGUUAGUGAGGAGAUCUUUCUUCCUUACGGUGGCUCUCCACAGGCCUAUCUAUUGUCAGACAUGGUGACCGAUCUGGGCUCCUACCAGGUGAUGCCAUCACCUUUCUCCGAGGACGAUCUGAGCGAGUCAUCAAGCCCUCGUUCCUGUUCCAGCCCGGACUCCCAGGUGCUCAGCUCCAGCUAUGAAAGCAACUCUAGUGUUGAGAGCCAGGACAGCAUCCUGGAUCACCUGUUGUCCCAGGCUUCAUUAGGAGGUGCCAACAAUCUGCCCGCAGGAUCUGGGGCACCUAUUCAGCUAUCCACUUUCCUUUGGGACUCACGGAGAGACGAGCCUCCAAAACGUGAGCCCAUAAAGGUGGAAAAUUUUGACUUCCUCACCUGGUCCAAUGUGGAGCCAGAGGAACAACUUGGAGGGUCUUUCCAGCCCACACUGGAGGAAAUUGAAGAAUUCUUGGAGGAGAAUAUGGAGGUGGUAACAAUGAAGCAAGAGAUCAGAGAAAGUUGCCCAGGUUUAGGAAUGGGACUGGAGGAAGCUCUUGGUCUAGAGGUGGGCCUAGAGUGGUGCAGGGAGCCUUCUCCUGAGCCUAAACUGGAGGAAGAGGCCAAGUAUUCAGACCAGACUGUCCCCACUGCUGCUGGCUUGGCCACUGCUGACUCCUCUGAGACCAAAACUGUACCAGUUAACCCUGUCAAUGAAUCCAGCACGGGAGCCAAGAAGGCAUCAGGGAACAAAUCUUCAUCAGCAGAAAGUGGCAGUAGUGAGAUACCUGUAGUCCUACAGGUGCAGCCUCUUCAGAUCAAGCAGGAGCCCACAGCGGCACCUCUUACUCCAGCAGCCCAGACCCCACAGCCUUCCCCGGCCUCAGACAUCAAAAUCGCACAGCUACUGGUCAACAUCCAGGGUCAGACCUUUGCACUGGUGCCCCACAUCGUACCCUCCACCAACCUUAACAUUUCCACCAAGUUUGUACGCAUUGCUCCCGUCCCGAUCGCAGCCAAGCCUCUGGGGCUUGGAGACGGUUCAGCUGGCCAAGGAACAGGUAUUCUUGUUGGAGGUCAAAAGUUCCCGAAGAACCCAGUGGCGGAUCUUAUAAAAAUGCACAAAUGUAGUUUUCCCGGCUGCACCAAGAUGUACACCAAGAGCAGCCACCUGAAGGCCCACCUGAGGAGGCACACGGGGGAGAAGCCAUUCGCCUGCAACUGGCAGGGCUGUGGAUGGAGGUUUUCCCGGUCAGACGAGCUCUCUCGACACCGGCGGUCCCACUCAGGCGUUAAGCCCUAUCAGUGUCCAGUGUGUGAAAAGAAGUUCGCCCGCAGCGACCACCUAUCAAAACACAUCAAAGUCCACCGUUUUCCACGAAGUAGCCGGACAGUACGCUCGGCAAACUGACUCCAUGCUGCUGGGAUCACUGGGAUCUCUGGGACUGCUGAGCUCACUCUCAUACAGACAUAACCCUGGAGCAUGCUGUGAGGGUGAGGACGAGGAUACGUGUGUGUAUCACGCCUACUUGGAGUCAAUCUGAAUCAUUACUCAGAGGCACACAUCCCUCUGUGUCAGCAGUCUUUGAUUAUUCUAAUUUAUUGUACAAAAGUAAACCAACAGAGUUACCAUCCUGUAAUCAGCAUAAGGUUGUUGUUGCUGUUGGUGCUUCGGUACUCCUGUUUGUUCUCUUCUUAUCGCCUUCGUCAGCAGAAGAUAAGAUAAGCUUAUUUUCAUUCAGUCUAGAUCACAAGAUAGCUUUCGUAAUAGCCUUGCAUUUUAAUUCUACCUGGAUCAAAACAACUGCCUUUUAUCUUCCUGAAAGCUGCCAAUGUCUUGGACAUUCCUCAUGUUAUGGGAUGUGUAGGAAGCCCUGAAUGGAGGUCCCGGAGGAGGAUCCUCGUAAGCUGCUACCAGAGUUGUAGUUACUCUUCCAGGGGUCCACAGAGGUGUCUGCUGUGAGGUUCCUCUGAUAGCUUUGUUCUAGUUUCUGCUGCACAGUCCAGUUCAAGUUGAUGACUCAACUUGGUGUUGAUGCACAAGAAGGGACCUGUUUGAAAACGUGGUAAUGGACUACUGAUUGCAAAACAAAGAAGGGGAAAUUUUGACAAAGAUACCGGGACACUUUUGAGCCUCUGUGUAAACCUGCUGUGACUCGAGGAGGAGAGUAAGAGACAACACAAGAAAUGCAAAAGUGAAUCAUGACUGAAGGGUUAAGCGCACAGUGAUUGUUCAAUCAGCCUUCUGAUCAGUGUUAAAUGAGCUUUGUUCAUUGUUUGAUUAAGCUAAGUCAUGUGUACCUACAUGCUCCUCUUCUACUUAUUUGACUUCUCUGGCCUUACUGUACCACACAAUCCUUACUGCAGAGCAAACGGUUUGGUAAAUCAAGCCGUUCAGUGGUAAAUAUUUUCACGAGGUGUUGAGUGACUGUUGUAAGGUGUCAUAAUAUGCCUCCUUCUGUCAGUGAAUGGCCAUGGAGCUGAAUGUCUCAGUCUGCUAUUAUUAUCAGAUCUAUCAUUUUGCUGACGACUUGACACAAAAUCUGCCUCAACAGUGCUUCAUGUUACUGGCUGACACUUUUAGUCACACCUCCGCUGGCCGUUAUGUUGAGGUGACAUCAACUGACACGCUACACACCAUGGUGCUGAACUACCAGGAGGAGGAUCUUCUGAGAAAUGUUGUCACAGCAUCUCUCCUAAGGACACGGCACACUUGGUGAUGCCGUGAAGUGUACAACACCCGGCUGUGAAUGUGCUGGGGUGUGACCAUGCCGUCCAUACGUAAUUCAUGUGUGUAAAGUGAAAACAAGCAGGGGGUACACAACAUUGUACAUCAUUCCUUUCAUUCAAUUUUUGAAUUUUUAAUGCUUGUGUGAACACAGGUGUUUUAUCGCAUCCUAUGAAUGUAUGUAAAUAUGCAGGAGAGUGCAUCGCUGCAUCCAGGACUCGCACAGAGACGAUCCUGAGACCAUAUCUUAAAACAAAUCAGUGGUUGUGAAGAUUUUUAGUGUAAACCCUAUAUGUGUACAUAACAUUUCAGUACAUAUGAAUAUAUUAUAUAUUUUUUCUUUGUCCUAUCCAAGAUGCAUUUACAAAUAAAACUGAAAAGAAACAAA
Messenger RNA from Notolabrus celidotus (New Zealand spotty), 3666 nucleotides. It is a transcript of the gene klf15, whose product is annotated as Kruppel-like factor 15. The transcript has 3 exons. The coding region runs from base 555 to 1961 and encodes 468 amino acids. NCBI's taxonomy places the organism in Eukaryota, Metazoa, Chordata, Actinopteri, Labriformes, Labridae. Gene Ontology annotation, molecular function: DNA-binding transcription factor activity, RNA polymerase II-specific; RNA polymerase II cis-regulatory region sequence-specific DNA binding. The record is from RefSeq and is a predicted model, not a curated record. Gene Ontology annotation, biological process: regulation of transcription by RNA polymerase II.